Messenger RNA from Phyllopteryx taeniolatus (common seadragon), 2683 nucleotides. Its product is annotated as histone-lysine N-methyltransferase SETDB1-B-like. Gene Ontology annotation, molecular function: histone H3K9 methyltransferase activity. The record is from RefSeq and is a predicted model, not a curated record. The coding region runs from base 828 to 1373 and encodes 181 amino acids. Gene Ontology annotation, biological process: negative regulation of gene expression; heterochromatin organization. The transcript is spliced from 8 exons. Lineage: Eukaryota; Metazoa; Chordata; Actinopteri; Syngnathiformes; Syngnathidae. Gene Ontology annotation, cellular component: nucleus.
AAUCAACAGAAACUGAAAAAGAAGAAGAAGACGAAGAAGACGCCGAAGAAGAAGAAGAAGAAGAAGAGGAGAACGAAGGAGAGGGAAAAGGAGAAAAAUUGCUUCUCAAAAUCUUGUUGGUUUGUGGAUAUUUAUAUUAGUCAGUAGUCGUCGAGGUGGGAACGCUUUGAUUUCAGCUCUAACUACCUCUCAAUGCUAUCUGCGCUACAAACUCGCAGGCCCAACGAUUCUGAAGACGAGUGUAACGUUAAAUCAGUGGAGAUGAUGGAGAUGGAUGAUCAGUUGGAGGUGACGAUGUCACAGUUUGAGGAGACCAGUGCAAAGAGGGGAAGGUUUGAAUUUGAAAACUUGCCUGAAUCCCAAUGUGAGUCAGAACCUUCCACAAGUGGAUCUCCGUGCAAAAGGACACGCUUGGAAUACGGAUUAUCAAAAAGACUGGAGGUGUCUUUGGUCAGGCUUCCUGAUUAUAAGAUCAGCGCUCUUCGACCACCGACGCCUCCGCAAUUUUACAGCGAAGAUGAAUCUCUCAGUAGUUCAGAUUCUGAUAUGGAUCAACAUGAUGAAUCCAGUGAUUCGGAUAAUCCAUCAGCAAAGAGAUCAAAAGCUAAAAAAAAAAAAAAGUCACCAAUAUUGACCACACCCCCAUAAUUGAUUCAUCAGCAUUUGCCUACGUGCCUCAAGAAACAAGUAAGACGCGCCCUGACCUCCCCGAGGAGGAAAUCAGCGUGGGCUCGACCGUGCUGGCCAGGAAGAAGAACUUGAGGUGGCAACGGGGGCAGAUUGUGGAGGUUGUUACUAAAGAAGAUGGACGAUUAAAGUACAAAAUUAUGUUUGACGAAAAGGGAAGGAGCCUGGUGUCAGGACACCACAUCGCUUUUGAAGUCACACCCAGGCUGGAGCAGGUGUACGUCGGUGCACGUGUGGUGGUCAACUGUCAGGAUGACACGACUCGGUUCCGAGCUGGUAUCUUGGCAGAGCUCCCCACCAGAAAGAACCGCCUAAGGUUUUUGGUGUUCUUGGAUAACCACAGACCUGUCUAUGUUGGCUUAACAUUAUUUUACCUGGUGUGCAGACCAUUACCAGACCCCACAGAUGACAUUCAGGACGACACUCACAAACGUUUUAUGAAGCAGUACAUAAGGGACUGGCCUUACCCUCAUUUAACUCAGUACAAGCCUGGUCAAAAUGCCUCCGUGGAGUUUAAUGGAGUCCAGCAGAGGUGCAAAGUGGAGAUGGUCGACUGCAGCUUGAUAAUGGUGGUUUCGGAGUGUAAUCAGCACAAAGAGUGGAUUCACCGUGGCUCCUUACGACUGUCGCAUAUGCCGAGGUUUUUGGAACUGAGGAGACGAGAAGCUGAAGCAGGUGAACAGUGAUCUGGCUCCAGUUACAAGUCUGUCAUUGUAACUACGACCUGACUUUGAAUAUCUCUGGAAAAUACCUUUUUUUUUUUUUUUUUUUUUUUUUGAACCGUAAUUGGCUGACUUUUUAUUUGUUUGAGUUAGAUUUCUCUCCAGUGAAUUGUACAAAUGUGCUUGGUGAAUUACUGGGUGGAUUGCUAUAUUUCAAUUUAAACAACUAUUGAAAGAUUUUUGUCAGUGUUUAGGGUUUGUUUUUCUGGAAAGCUGUAAAUUGUGUAUAUAGUCAUUCCAGAGCAGCUGUGUUUUAGGCAACCAUGUGCAUUAUAUUUAAUGCAACUGAGGAAACCCAGUAACAAUAGAGGUUAAUGCAUCUUCCGAAGUUUUUUUUUUUUAUGAUUUUUUAAUUUUUUUUUUAAAGUACAGAGGUUCACCUGAAGACAAAGACUAAUGUUCUCUGUUGUGCAUUCUUAUUGAUAAAAUGUUAUACAGUGGAACCUCGGUUUACGAAUUACCAGGUUGAUGAACAUUGUGGUUUACCAAUGACAUUUUUACAGAAAAAUUACCUGUUCAAGCUCUAUUUAUAACUGUCUUGGGAUGGCUGCAGAGGCUCAAUUGUGGUUUUCCUCAUGCCAUGUAAACAUUGGCUCCAUCAUGCGUCGUUAAUUGCAGCUGUUUAUUUCCUCGAAAUGGGCAUCAGUAUAGUGAAGGUAUUUCCUUAUUUUUAUAUCCUACAGUAUCUAUUUUUAUCCACACAGCUAUAAAAAAAAUAAUUUCUAACUUGGUUCUGGUGCUGGAACGAAUUAAUCCGGUAUAUGCGCAACCUAUUUCCGCAUUCGGUGAAACAGGUCGAAGCACUUACUCUUCGCUCGGAUGAAUGGGGAAGAGGACUGACAAAACGCCAUAAGAACUUUUAAACAUCUGCAGGCUUUGUGCGUGUUUACAUAAAUCAUAUUUGUGUAAAUAACUAUGUAUUUACCCUAAGACACCAGCCAUAAAGAAAACACAAUUUUAGCAAGUUCAGUUUCAUACACAGGAGGUUCGCUGACCUGUUUUGUCGUUACAUUUCGCAGAUAGCGAAUUGCAACAUUAUCUUAGUUUGCUAAUGUUUUGAUUCGUGAACAAAGUCAGAACAGAUCAAAUUCGUAAACCAAGGUUCUUCUGUAUUUAAAGUAUUUCAUGAUGUUUUUAGUUGCUACAUGUUAGAAUUUUGUUCAAAAACUGUUUAAAUUGAAUUGUAUGCAGUUCUUGUUCCUUUAUCCAUCAAUGCUAUUAUUUCUUGUAUGUUGCAGCAUUUACAAUAUCCUAAUAAAACAAACUGAAAGUCA